AAAACCCGCUAACGGCUAGCUACAGUACACUACUGUAGGCUUGUACCACAGGCAAGCAAGGGCAGCACUACAUCGCCAAAGACGGCGGCCGUUCGCUGCCAGGAAGCCCACUUCGGAGCUUCGGGCCUGCAGCUCGGGCUGUCACGUCAUGGGGCAGCUUCGUCCGCUUUUCUCCGUCUGCACCCAAACUCUACAAAAACAACGACAUUUCUUACUUUGUGAACCUGAGUAUAGUCACCAGCACUUGAUCCGCCGCGUGUCCUCGCAGCUUCUCCGCCCAUUCCUCGUCCGAUUGAACUGUCCAGCGUUCCCCAGCGCAGCUCGUAUGGGCAGGGCCGCCGCCGAGGAAUUGUCCUGUACCGCUGUACCCGUAAGCAGCAACCCACAGCGAGCAGCACCACCACCAAACAGCAGGCAGCCCACCUGGAUUAGUGGCGGACGGACGAUUUCCCGAUUCGAGUAAACUGCGGUACGAACCCCUCGCUCGCCCGAGUUUAUAAUCCCAACACGACGGAAAAAAUAAAAGAAGAAGAGAAAAAAUGUCACCCCAAACAAGGCGGCAUGCUGCUCGUCUCGCCGGCCGCUGCUGCGUGGCGCCGUUAAUUCCAGCGCCCUGCCCCAGCAGUGGCUACGGCGCGCUUCUAGCGCCUGUGGUGCGACUCGGGCCCCACGCGGUGCAUCGCGCUCCUCGACAGGGCUCUGGGAGGACACUUGUUGGACCCAAGCUGCACAUGCACAGGCGACUCGUGCAGACACUCACCACCACCACCACCACCACAACCUCUUUGGCCUCAGCAUCUUCUACUUCUCCCACUCUAGUCCCUCAUUGCGCAUUUCCUUUUCCGUCCACCCCAAAACACCCCUCCAUCACACACUUCUCCGCCAAAUCCUACUUUACAAACACCAACAGAGACGACACCCACGCAUUCCACCUCCCCCCUCUACGAAGCCGCCUCCAGAAGCUCGUCCUCGUCAUGGGCUCAGCGCACCAAACACGCGACCAUGGCGGUCAUCACGGCCACAGCCAUAGCCAUGCCCAUCACGACAACUCCUUCCUCAUCUCCGCCAACACCAGCGACCCCGGCGUCCGCAUCACCCGGAUCGGCCUGCUCUCCAACCUGCUCAUGGCCAUUGCCAAGUUCAUUGGCGGCUGGACCUUUGGCUCCAAGGCCAUGGUGGCCGACGCAUGGCACAGCAUUACCGACCUCGCAUCCGAUAUCCUCACUCUCGCUACUGUCUCGUGGAGUAUCAAGCCUCCCUCCGAUCGCUUCCCGCUUGGCUUUGGCAAGGUCGAGAGCUUGGGCUCGCUAGGCGUGUCGGGCAUGCUUGUUGUGGGAGGCUUCUAUAUGGGCUGGGAGAGCGCAAUUAGUCUGUUUGGCUACUUUAGCCCAGAACUUGCACAUACAAUCGGUGACAUGCUUGGCGGCAGCCAUGGUCACGGCCACAGCCACUCCCACAGCCAUACCGACCUGGGCAUCCCUAGUCUGCAUGCCGCUUGGUUGGCGGGCGCCACCAUUCUGGUCAAGGAAUGGCUCUACCAAGCUACCAUGAAGGUCGCCCGCGAACGCAAGUCCUCCGUCCUCGCCUCCAACGCCGUCCACCACCGCGUCGAUAGCUUAACGGGCAUUGUCACCCUGGCGGCGAUCAUUGGCGCCAACCUUGUUGAAAACGCCGCCUGGCUGGAUCCUGUCGGUGGACUCUUGAUUUCGCUCAUGGUGGUCAAGGCGGGCGUCGACAACACAAAGUCGGCCCUCUACGAGCUUGCCGACAUCAGCAUCGAGGAUGAGGUCAAGGGAAGCGUGCGCAAGCAGACGCAGCGUGCCUUUGCCAAUGUCCCACAAGGCCACGAGGCUGAGCUCCGCGAUGUGAGUGGUAUCAAGUCUGGCCAAAACUACCUGGUCGAUUUGGAGGUUGGCGUCCCGGGCAAGUGGACUGUUGAUGGCUUCCGGGAGCUCGAGGAUGCUGUGCGGGCACAGCUGGGCGCCAAGGUCCGCGGUGUGAAGCGCGUUCGUGUCCGCUUCGUCUCCAAGGACGGCCCUGUUAACGAAAAGUUUGAUGAAUUUGUUGCUGGCAACGUCGACGCUGACCCAGAGGAUGAGAGCGAGACGGAGGCCAACGGCCACUCGCAUAAGCACUAGAUAUUUCGCGGUACCAUUUCAUGGAUAGAUUUCAUUGAUAGGCACUCCUCCUACCUGCUGCCAUAUAUCAAUUGUUAAAUAUACAUUUGAAUAUCAAUACUGGUUUUUCGUCUGUCA
Molecule: messenger RNA, 2255 nt
Organism: [Torrubiella] hemipterigena
Lineage: Eukaryota; Fungi; Ascomycota; Sordariomycetes; Hypocreales; Clavicipitaceae
Source: the annotation of a GenBank genome assembly